GAAUUAGGCUGUGGAGAAAUAAAAGUGGAUGGUGCUGAUGAUAAAUUGAAAGACGAGGACAGAACCCGAAUAGGCGAACGAUUAAAAAAGCAACUCCACUGUCGUAUAAAGGAAGCAAAAUCCGAAAGGAUAUUCCAUGUCUUUGGAAUGUUCAUCGCCGAUAAUAUUGUAGAGCUUUAUCACAGUUCUUUUUCUAAAGAAGAUGGUUAUGACUUUGUACUAUCAAGUAAAUUAAUUCUUCCGACAUUAAAUUCAACAUACACUGCAAUUGAGGAAUCAAUUGAAAUUUUA
Molecule: messenger RNA, 291 nt
Organism: Mucor mucedo
Lineage: Eukaryota; Fungi; Mucoromycota; Mucoromycetes; Mucorales; Mucoraceae
Exons: 1
Source: RefSeq, a predicted model, not a curated record